UCGUUAGUGAACACUGCGUUGCAGAUUCUGGAUGUUCUUGCUCACAUUUUAGAUCCUAGCAAGGAAAUGGAAUCCAAGUUCUAUGAAGGACCUGUGAACGGAUCAAAAGCAGACUCCAGAAAGGAAGCUCUGGACGCUGCUGUUAUCUCUCGCCUCGUCCAAAUUGCUAAAACAGCCUCUCCUAACCUUCUAAGAAAGGCAAUCUCCGUCAUCGAGUUUGGUACGGUCAUUGAUCCAACCAUGGACACGAUCAUCUCCGAGGACAUCACAGCUGUUCUUGACGUUGCUCUCCAUCAGAACGUCCUUGAUGAACCUGAGGAUGAAGCUGAGGAGUUAGAGAAACACUUGCUCAAGCUAGAAGAAGCUGGUCUGACGAUCUCAUCCGCUUCGAGACUACUCACAAAACUCCUCGACUCCGAGUCGUUUCGCAAAACAGUGGACACGACGACGCGCUUCGAGGAACCGCUGAGGAAGAUCCUGAGAUCGAACCUCCCUCUACACUACAAAGACUGGGUCGCCUCUUGUCUCGUCAAACUCACCUCUCUCUCUCCAUCUCUCAGCAAACCGAUCAGCGUUGAGGUGACUCUCUACAAGACGAUCCCGAGCCUGGUGGAACAAAUGAGCUUCUCCUCGAGUCCAGAGGCGAAAGAAGCAGCGGUUUUGGAACUGAACAAGAUAGUCUCGGAGGGAGUUCCGGAGUCGACGCAAGCUCUCGCUUCGCACGGAGGGAUCGAGCCGCUGGUGAAGCUUUUAGAGGAGAGGAACGAGCGGUGUGUGGAGGCGAGUUUGUCAGUGUUGUAUAACUUGAGCAUGGACAGUGAGAACCAUCCGGCUAUUAUGAGAGCAGGAGCUGUGCCUGUGUUGAGACGGAUCGUUAUGUCUCAGAGACCACAGUGGGAGAAAGCUUUGAGGUUACUUAGAGAUUUGCCUGUUUGAGAGUGAGUUGUGUUCUUCUUGAAUCAGAGCGGUCUCUGUGUUACUUAAAAGUCUAUUCAAAUAUGAGAAUAAUUGCCUCAUUA
Messenger RNA from Raphanus sativus (radish), 1019 nucleotides. RefSeq names its product U-box domain-containing protein 39-like. The record is from RefSeq and is a predicted model, not a curated record. The transcript is spliced from 4 exons. Gene Ontology annotation, molecular function: protein binding. NCBI's taxonomy places the organism in Eukaryota, Viridiplantae, Streptophyta, Magnoliopsida, Brassicales, Brassicaceae. Bases 67 to 936 code for a protein of 289 amino acids.